This is a messenger RNA of Trypanosoma brucei brucei TREU927, 4416 nucleotides long. Its product is annotated as protein phosphatase 2C, putative. The transcript has a single exon. Gene Ontology annotation, molecular function: protein serine/threonine phosphatase activity; cation binding. Gene Ontology annotation, biological process: protein dephosphorylation. The record is from RefSeq and is a predicted model, not a curated record. The coding region runs from base 1 to 4416 and encodes 1471 amino acids. Lineage: Eukaryota; Euglenozoa; Kinetoplastea; Trypanosomatida; Trypanosomatidae.
AUGUUACUUCACGGUCCUCUGGCCGAACGGUUCAAUCGUGGGGCGAGUGAUUGCCAUAAGCAGAUGCAACCCUCAGUAACUCUUCCGCUGAUGCACGUGCGCUUCGUUUCAUCCGCUAAGCUGCCGCAGUGCCCGGUAACUCUUGAUCCAGUAGUUGCAGGACCAAAACCAAUUGAUGGACCUGAUCAACAACAGCAGCAACCACAAAGGACGUUUGUGCCAUUCAAAGAUCGUCUGCGGUCGACUAAUUUUUCAAGGGGAGAAAAAUCAGAUCGCUCGGCAACAUUGUGUGGCUCAAGCGUUACUUCGCAGCAGCUCUCAAAGGAUGCUGGUAGCCUCAGCGUGAGCUUCAGCACCGCGUGUUGGAGGCUUGCUUCUAGUGCUAGUGUUCGUAGUGGGGACGGAAGUCCAAUGAAUAAUGACGAUGGCGGCGGUGGGUGUAGAACUCAGGGCCAACCCUUGCGGUUGCCUACAUAUACUGGAACACAGCAGGGAACGUCGCAGACGACAGCGAGAAAACAGACGUCGAAACUGUCCUUCAAGGACCGUCAACGGUCCAGCGUGUCGAACAAUCAUUCGGUCUCUGCUGGGGAAGAAGGUAGUGGUAGAGAUGCAGAGCCGCCGUGCAACGAAUCGAACACAUACACGCCGGCGAAUGCGCUGACGAGCAACGAUGGAGGGCAACAAAAACAUUAUCAACGCAAGUUCAAAGCACGCGUUCAGACAGGAGCACUCGCACCGCCACUGCCACCGGGGGCGCCACCACUUUUGCUUCCAGGCACCGCUUCACCCUCUGCGAACUAUGUGAACUACUGUUGUCACAGCGAGCAGUGGAAGGAUGGCGAGGCGGAAGGGACAGAGUUGGAUAACACCAACAAUAGCAGCGAGCGUCGACGGGACAAGAUGCUCCCACGGGCUAGUUCGACGAGACGAGGGUCUGCCCCAAGAGCAUCAGCCGAAACGUUGCCGCCUGUGGUAGAUGCAUCCAUUCCCAUGACAGAUGAAGGGGGCGGGCGGCUGAACCCAUCGUGUGGUGGUGGUGGUGGUGGUAAACACUAUGGUGAUAGGGUGGGGGCAGGAGGAAACGAGGGAGAAGCCAGGGAUGUAUUCUCCUUUCUACCGAUUUCGCCUAGAAUUGCUGCGGAGUUUCCGGCGGCUGAGGAAGGCUCGGCGCUUGCCGCAACACGCGGGAACAGGAGGCGAAGUGGGUUUUCUAGCCUGUUUUUCUCCAUGCUGAAGCCACUGAAGGUGGAGUACCAGCUACCCUUCCUGGUGCAACCAUCAAUACCGCUGGAUGACGAAACUGUGGACGAGCCGUUUGGCCUUGGGAGCUCGGACUGCUCGUUAACGGAUGAAGGACUCGAAUCCCUCACACACAGUCUCACGUCGGGCGUUGGAGUUGUCGAGACGGAGGAGCACGUUUUCAUUCCACACUAUGAGCUACUGAAAGAGGGACGGUCACGAGCGGAGGUGAUACUUAGUACUGUGCGUGCGGUGUGCUCCGGUCUCAAUCUGAGCGUGCUCUCUGCUCCACCGGACACUAUUGCUUCGUGUAGGAAGUGUGAUGAAGGUGGUGCUGAUGAAACCAAAGCUGCCGAUCCUUCCCCAUGUGGUCGGUCGGGUAGGGCUGAUAGGCGACACACCAGGGAGGGAGGUGUGGGCCUAAGCCAGUCCUCAAGCACAAAUGAAGACACGAAAAGUGUUAGCAACGUGGGAACAAUAAUUGCUUCGGAGGAAGAUGACUGCUUCACGUUUGGCGUGGUAUCCACAUCGUAUCCCCUCUUUCCCACGGAAGACCAAGACAAAAGUGAUUGCAAAGUGGCUGCACGGCUGUUGUUUAAUGCAGAAAAGGGAGUCAUGCUUAUCUCCGCGGAGGAUGAAGUGAAAAAGUACAUGAAUAAGCCUCUGAAAGCAGGGACUCCUAAUGGAAGGGCAGAAGGCGGCAAAGGAGCGCGGUGUAGUUUUGAAAGGAGCAACAUCGGUGUCAGUAGAGAUUCAGCUGUACAAGAACGUCCCCAGCAGGCACAACAGAAAGGAAUUGAGAAGAGGCAAGAAGAGGAAGAAGGAGAAGAGACUGAGGGGUUGCUUUGGCGAUACGGCGGCAACCAAGAGUCGGGAACGUUGGAUGCAACAUUAGUUUUGCCAUCCCAUGGGACGGAGAAGGACUCCACACGGGAUCGGAAUGCAUUCUACGAGGAGGAUGGAUCCGUCUCGCGGUGUACUUGCACUCAACAGCUGAUCACAAAGGAUGCUCGUGGUGUGGACUACAGCCGCUACCACGCACACAAACUGUAUCACCAUUGCAAAUGCUGUGACCGUAGGCCCGCUUCUUUUCUCUGCCUUCACUGCCUCACAGCUUUGUGCCCCUCCCACGUCACACGCCACUACAAUGAUUCCAUUCCUGCAGUGGGUAAAAGUAAGAGGGGGGCGUCGAGUGUGUGUGAAACCAUGGAUGACGAGGAGACAGGACGCAAUGCGGUAGGUGCAUGCUCUCUGUUUAUCAACAUACUCGACAUCAUGACAAGUUUUGACCGUGUUUACUGGUGCGAGCCGUGCCAGAGCUUCACCUGGCGCUACACAGAGGUGUACGACCCGUUGGUUGAUCAACUUGCAGCCACACGCGGUACCUACCUUGAGGAUCCUGUGCGUGAUAUUGCUUGUGUAGGUUACGAGGUACAAAUAAAGUGCUACGGUGAGGCACAGCCCUCAUUCUGCGGCCGUACUAGUGCCCAUUCUUCUGUACUGCGGGAUCGUCCGCUUGUCAACCGUAACGCCUUACAGACUGAUAUUGCACUUUUUUAUCCUCCAAACGCGGGUCAAGACGUAACGCCCACGGAAGGUGGUAGCGCGGCAAUCAGUGGCACCAUCGAAUGCGGCUUGGGCUCCCCGAGGCUGGUGGGUAGUGCAUCACCAUUACCUCGCUGUUCCGCAAUGGAAGACACUCUACACGUGGGUGUGACAGCACCAAAGCUGAUUUCACUAGGUGCGAAGGUACAAGGCUGGCGUGCAACACAAGAGGAUGCCGAGGCGGCCUUCGUUAUUAGCAUACCUUGCCUCUCUGACACACCCGAUACAGGGGCCGACGACGAUAAAGCGGAGGAAACGAUUGCGGCCCGCGAGUCUAAUGAUGCUGUGGCCAUGGCAGUUUUUUGUGUCUUUGAUGGACAUGGUGGUGAUGCGGUGGCAAAGCUGGCGGCAAGCCGGUUUGAGUCACACCUCCGCAAAGCAGUAUGUUCAGUGCGGCACGACGAGGCGGAGGCGAGUGCAGUUCUCCGCCGCGUGGAUCAGGAGUCGACCACACCUCAGUACUCUGUAAGCGAGGCCUCACCCUUGCGGCCUCGGGAAAGCGGGUGUUUUCCUCAGCUCAGCAGCAAUGAUGUUAACAGUGGCGCUGCAUUGGGAGACGUUGGUGUCCGCUCAGUCUCCAACGUAACUGUUGAAAUGGUGCGGCAACUUACGGAAGGUAGCGCUGACAAGUCCGUCGCUCGGGGAAGCGCCGCUGACCACUCGGAGACUUCAGACACAUGUCAUGGUUUGUCAGCCUCACCAACUGUCUCCCGACGUGAAAUGGAGGCCCUCAGGUUGUACUUUGCUGGCAUAAUGGAGGAGGCGCUUCUGUCACUCGACGAUGAGCUGCGGAGCAGCGACGAAGGCCGCCGUGGCGACUACAAUUGCACUGGCUGCACAGCCUGCGUCGUGGGAAUCACAACAAACUUCAUUCUAUGCGCGAAUAUUGGGGACAGCGGUGCAGCCUUCUAUACACCACAAGAUAUAGUACCCAUCAGCAUCACGCACCGCACAACGGAUCCAGGAGAAAGGGCUCGUAUUAACGCUGCGGGAUACACAUUGGUGGAGCACCGCAUCGAGGGACUAUUGGCUGUGUCUCGUGCAUUGGGCGAUUACGACUUUAAGCAGUGUGGUGGCCGUGGUCCGCGGGAGCAAGCCGUAACUGCAGUGCCUGACGUGACGAUUAUGCCGGUGCCACCUGCUGCCGCAGUGGGUCGAUGGGGCGUCGUUGUGGCGUGUGACGGGGUGUGGGACACUUUAACUCCCCAUCAGGUCCAUCAUGCCAUUAUGAAUACGCCAAAUGACUUGGAAGUGGCGAGCUCUGCCACCGAGGUAGUUAUCCGGGCGCGGGAGAUGGCGUAUGCAUCACAAAAAGAGGGCGAUAAAAGUCAUAUUAACACAGAAAAAUAUCGUUGUGGUGCAGAUGGCGAACGUGAGAAUGGUGGAUCCAAAACUGUUGAUAACGUAUGGGGCGGCAAGUGCUGUCACGGUGGAGCAUCUGGGGCCUCAAUUGACGCGCUACUUCUUACCUCUGCCGCCGGUAUUUUCGCGCAGUGCGUGGCUCCAGUAGACAACGAAGAAGGUGUCGGAAUGGACAACUGCAGUCUGUUUCUAAUUGAGCAACGGUGA